GAGGGUGACUUCUUUUUUCAGGGUGACACCGCAGACAAAUUUCUGACAGUUUGUCCUCAACACAACGAAUAUCUAUCCAAUCGCGCUACAAAUUGGUUGAAGCCUACGUUCAAGUGCCGGACGACCAGUCAAGCGACUCUUCCAUGAGUUCCAAACAACUUCACCAUAUAACGGACAUUACAGACAACGGAGAAGUGGAAGCCAGAUGUUCGCAAAGGCUCCAAAAUAACCCUUUAGUCCCUCCAUCAGACGGCUCAUGUCCCAUCAAUCAACUUCCACCCGAAAUUUUGUCUCUCAUUUUUGAACAUGGGACUGCGGCGGAAAACCUCGAAGAAACAAAUGAGGAAGGGUCUGUGACUUGGAGCGAGUUUCAGGAGCGCCGAGGUGAGGAUAAAGAAGAGGAAGGUUCUGGCGAUCAAAAGGGUCAAGUCCAGGAAGAGAAAGACGAACACGAAUCUGAUGAAGAGGGAUCCGACUCAGACUGCGAAUGCUGUGACGAUGAUAGCGAACUGUCCAGCGACUCGGAGAUUUUUUUGCCUUUCCGAUUUGCUGUCUCCCAAGUAUGCAGACACUGGCGUACCGUUGCGCUAGAAACCCCCUCGCUCUGGACAAAGAUUGAAAUCUCGUGUAUGGACCAGUCUCCUUACGAGAAAGUGACUGCCUUCUUGGAGCGUAGCAAAAGUCUUCCACUGGACAUUUACAUCGAUUCUGAGCCCCCGGAUGACCUCUCGGACGAUGAAGAUGUACCAGAAGAGCUCUCUAAAGUUGACCUCGACAGGCUCCUUGCUCUCUUGGUUCCCCACGUUCCUAGAUGGGGUUCAUUAGAAGUCCAUGUUGGAUCUUAUGAGCACAUGUACACAAUCCUGAAGGCAGUCUCGGAUCCAUCCGUUCCUCCCGCUGCUCAACUCCGGGAUCUCCAGUUAUACCAUCACGAAGAAUCCGAUGACGAUGACACUACGUUUUCCAAACCGGAAUACUCUGAUCACUUUACGCUUUUCAGCGGUUCUGCGCCGCAAAUCCGAAGCAUCAGUCUAUGGGGUGUACACGUCGACUGGACUCAAAGUUGGCUUCGGUCUCCUCACCUGGUCGAACUCGAACUUGCUUAUCAUACGCAAGAUGUUCGCGCUCAUUGGUCUACCUUUUCUGCUAUGUUGCGUGCCGCAGCACCCACGCUCGAGAAGCUGUGUUUCGAACAGUCGGGUCCUUCUGGGUCUCCUGGUGAAUGGACUAUUGAACCGGGUACCCCGGAAUGGAGCAUCGACGUGAAUAAUCCGAUUUUACUUCCUAAACUGAUCCAACUCGAGCUCGCGUUUAUCCCGCCCUUUGAAGUCGUUUCGCUCUUGCGGAAAUUAUGUAUGCCCUCGCUCAAGGGCCUCGCUCUCGACUUUGAUGACGAGGACUAUACCGAUCUCGUCACGUACUUAGUUGGACCUACGACUACCGCCGCUACCACGGCCAUAGCUUCCACCUCCUCAUGCAAGGAACCACCCAGUCUGCUUAGAGGCCUCGAGUCUUUGAAAAUCGCUGGUUUACCAUGCAACGAGCAAAGCAUAGAACAGAUGUACAGCGAGCUUGUGAACCUCGAGUCACUCAACCUAUCCAUGUACCAUCUUUCUUCUCCAUUCUUCGGAAACCUCUACCCGCAACCACCGCUGAAGUUGGAGGAGAGUGGAGUCCCUGAUACCACCGUGUCCUACCGUGUCCUCCUUCCCCGUUUGACGACACUCUUUAUUUCCAAUGUCCCCGGUCACGUCGUUCGACAUUUUGUGCAUGAGCGACAACGGGUUGGUGCACCCUUGCGGAUGGUGUUUGUAGAUCAGAACACAAUUGUUACCCCCGAAGAAGAAAGCUGGUUAAAGAAGAAUUUGGAGAAGUUUGACUAUUUUGAAGGGAGCGACGAUGAAGAUUCAGAUGACGAGGAGUCCCUCGGUCCGUCCUGUGUGUGGGAUUCAUGCGAGGAUUGGGAUGCGGAAAACGAUUCAUUUGAAUCGGGUUCAGAGUGAAGUGAUUUUUUCCGUAUUUCUUUGUAUGGAGAGGAUGGACUGAUAUGUUUCAUCAGAGUCAUGGAAGGGUGUAACACAGAGUGGGUAGAAAUGUGUAUUCAGCGAAUAGAGUAUAAAGUUUAGUUAUCUUCGGAGUCCCCCAUCACCAUCGGACACAACGAUGGGAGUCGU
Pisolithus orientalis is the source of this 2174-nucleotide messenger RNA. RefSeq lists its product as uncharacterized. The record is from RefSeq and is a predicted model, not a curated record. The coding region runs from base 144 to 2003 and encodes 619 amino acids. Gene Ontology annotation, molecular function: protein binding. The transcript is spliced from 2 exons. NCBI's taxonomy places the organism in Eukaryota, Fungi, Basidiomycota, Agaricomycetes, Boletales, Pisolithaceae.